GCUGUUUCCUGUCUACAGUGUCUGUGUAAUGUAGAUAAAUGUGAGGAUUUUCUCUAAAUCCCUCUUCUGUUUGCUAAAUCUCACUGUCACUGCUAAAAUCAGAGCAGAUAGAGCCUGCGCAAUGGAAUAAAGUCCUCAAUAUUGAAAUGUGACAUUGCUCUCAACAUCUCACAUCUCUCUGGAUUUCUUUUUUCUCAUCAUUACUGCUAACAAAUUCAUUUCCAGACUUUGCACUUUCAAGAAGCAAUGGAAAAAAUCAACAGUCUUUCAACACAAUUAGUUAAGUGCUGCUUGUGUGAUUUCUUGAAGGUGAAGAUGCACACUGUGUCCUACAUCCAUUUCUUCUACCUUGGCCUGUGUUUGCUUACCUUGACCAGUUCUGUUGCUGCUGGCCCAGAAACACUCUGUGGUGCUGAGCUGGUUGAUGCUCUUCAGUUCGUGUGUGGAGACAGAGGCUUUUACUUCAGUAAGCCCACAGGGUAUGGAUCCAGCAGUAGACGCUUACACCACAAGGGAAUAGUGGAUGAAUGCUGCUUCCAGAGCUGUGACCUGAGGAGGCUGGAGAUGUAUUGUGCUCCAAUAAAACCGCCCAAAUCCGCACGGUCUGUACGCGCCCAGCGCCACACCGACAUGCCAAAAGCACAAAAGGAAGUGCAUUUGAAGAACACAAGUAGAGGGAACACAGGAAACAGAAACUACAGAAUGUAAGAACAUGCCAUCCACAAGAACGAAGAAUGAAUGUGCCAUCUGCAGGAUACUUUGCUGUAAAUAAAUUAUUUGUUAAACAUUGGAAGACUUAAAAAAACCCUUUGUUUUAAAAAGCUUGAUGCAAUUUCAACCAAUGGGCAUUCUCCCAGUGAACAAUGCAACUGAACAUUCCAAUAUUAAGUCUUUAGAAAACAGAAUAUUUUAACCAGCCCAGAGCUAAAAAAUUUUGUGGUUGAUAUAUUGCUGUUUGUUAACCUGUUUUAAAUGUCCUGCACGAAAACUCUUGAAGUCCUGUGCCCCUCAAAAGCCUACAAAUUUAUGGGCCUUUGAUGGAUCCAAUUGCACUAAAUUAACCUAUGAACACUGGCUGCUGGAGUCAUUCAUCAGCCUUGUCUAAGUGGUGGUUUUUUUUAUUUGCACUUCUUUACAAGCAACAGGCUGUUUGUUUUACAGUGUCUGAAAACAUUGUUCGUCUACCCCUUCAUAUUUGCACAGUUUGACAUUCCCAGUAACAGCAGCAGUAAGGUAACAUAUACAGUUUUAAACAUCCAUUAAUUCCAUCUGUAGCAUUUUGACAAAAUAUGGGUUAUAGAUGCAUUUGUUUUAAGACAGUUUUAUUCUUCCUUCUCUUGCAAACAUGCAUUUUUUUGCAAUUUAUGAGACAAAAGAUUUUUAAAAGCAGUUAAAGCAUACAUAGGCUCUCGAACCAGUAAUGAUUCUUCCAGGUAAUAAUUUUGCAACAGUAUAGGUAACUUCUUUCUUCCUCCAUAUAAUGCAGUAUGUAAAAUUUAGCAUAUCAACAAUACACAUAUAUCAAACAGUAUGUAAAAAAAUCUCUGUUUUAUAGUACAAAGGUGCUAUUUUAUAGUUUGUUACAUGAAAGGGUCUGGCCAAAACAGUAAUAGGCAAAAGCAAAUAUGGAAAGACCAAGCCAAAGAUUAAAUAACAAAAUACUUUCAAAAAUAUUCAACUUAAAUCAACAAAAAAGGCUUCAGAUUUUGACAUGAAAAUAACUUUUCCAUCUUCGAAAGAAAAUUCAGAUAUUUGUUUCCUUUUAGAUAUUUGAAGGGUGGUGUUUUGACAUCUGAUUAUGGGAACGCAAACUCAUAGAUGAAAAACAGUGCUCAAGUGACUUCAAAGAGUAGUCCACCAGGGCCAAAUGUUCCUGAAAUACCAGCAUUCUGUUGAAUCAUAAAAAGGUACUCAAAUUCCCCUCCAUUUUGAUUCUUCCCACAAUCAGAUGUGGCUUACCUGACUUGAGUUGGGCUGCUGCAUCUCUCUGUAAAUUAGAAAAGCUAACCUAAUCACAAAAUUACUAGUGUAGAAUAAGUUGUCAAGGAGAGGUUAACCAUAACAUCCUUACAACCCUUACUUACAACUGCCAUUCAUGUACUCUUGUGGGAAACAGAGAUUCCCAGACAAUCCCUGCCAUGGAACUUUGAGAGGCCCUGCAGUGGUUCUACCUUGAAUAACACCUGCACUUUUGUAAAUCAGCCCAGUGUAGGCUGGCCAAGCAGUGAAGGGGGAUAAGCAGCCAACAGUGUCCCAAGGUGAGCAUUAAACUUGUCUUUGGGAGAAGGCAAGGCCGAGGAGAAGGCACUGUUCCACCCUGUCCAAGAAUUCCAAUGUGGUCCCAUUCAACGUUUUCCCCUCACCAUGCUGCAUGUGGUAGGCUCAGGCAAGGGAUGAAGCAUCUCUUGGUCAUCUCCAAAGGAGGCCUGGAAAACAGUGUAUGAAAGGAAUAGUUAGGGAGGUGGUAGAUUAGAUCCAUAAAGGAAGUAUCUCCUUUUGAAGGCUGCUCAAAUCCGCCUUACUUUCUACUGCAACCGAGGGAGUCAAUAACUAUUGACUUAAACACAAGAGAAAGUUCUCUCCAGACUGCAUAUAUACAGCUCCUCAAUAGUCCCUUGUAAAACAAGCAGGAAAGGCCAUAAAAAUCUAAGAAAUUAUUGUAGUUCCUUUUCUAUUCCCAUAGAAAAUUUGCCGUUUGUAUUUUUAACAAGUGCAAUGUAUUCCUAUACAACUUUUUAAACCCUCUGCUUUCUGUGAGAUGGUUGUCUUUAUGCACAAUAAGCUGCCGUAGCAAUGUAAAAGUAGAACAGUAAACGAAUAAAAAGAAUAUGCCACAGCU
Molecule: messenger RNA, 2839 nt
Organism: Sturnus vulgaris (Common starling)
Lineage: Eukaryota; Metazoa; Chordata; Aves; Passeriformes; Sturnidae
Gene: IGF1
Product: insulin like growth factor 1
Biological process (GO): negative regulation of apoptotic process; cell population proliferation; insulin-like growth factor receptor signaling pathway
Cellular component (GO): extracellular region
Molecular function (GO): growth factor activity; insulin-like growth factor receptor binding; hormone activity
Source: RefSeq, a predicted model, not a curated record